UGGCAGAAAGCCAACUUCGGGAAAGGGGACUGAAUUAUUGUCAUCACGCAAACAUCCACGACUCCCCCCUCUUCUCUCGUUCCUCUUGUUCUCUCCUUCUGUCGCUCCUUUGCGCGAUGACAACGUAGUCUCCUAGCCACUCUGUUCCACAUGUCCUCCAGCAGCGUUGUCGACGCCGUUGGUCGCCGCUCCCCAAAUUUUUGGUCCUACAUACCUUUCACGUCGUCGUCCUCGUCGUCGAGUGGCAAGAGCACGAGACAUCGCCGCGUCUCUUCCGUCGGCCUCCCAAACUACAGCAUCAACAAGUACGAGAGAGACAACCAGGCUACAGGAAACAGCAGCGACGCUGGGUCUUUCUAUGAGCCAUCGACACCAUCAAAAACCAGUAUGAAUCACGGGCACAGGACGCGCUACCUGAAAUGGGGCGGCGUCAUCGCAUUCGUGCUCAUUGUUUUUCUGUACAUGACUCCCAGCGAACGACGUGAGGGCGCUGCUCAUUAUGUGAGCGACCACAUUUCACACAAGGGAGGUUCCAAAGAGGGAGCGCUUGGUCCAGCCGCCAAUGCUGGACGAAGGUGCACGAAAAGCCACGACGGAAAAAAGCCGGUUGUCCAGUACGCGCUGAUGAUCGACGCCGGAAGCACUGGAAGCAGAAUCCAUGUUUACAGAUUCAACAAUUGCGGCAGCACCCCCGAGCUGGAAGACGAGAUCUUCGAGCAGACAGCGAAAAAGGAAGGCGGCUCGGGUCUUUCUUCUUACAGGGAGGAUGCCGAGGGUGCGGCGAAAAGUCUAGACGUGCUCAUGGAUGUCGCGGUGAAGAAUGUUCCAGAUGAGUACAAGGCUUGCACUCCUGUCGCGGUCAAGGCCACCGCAGGAUUGCGCAAGCUUGGUCCCGAGCUGAGCGAUCGGAUCUUGAAAGCUGUGCGCCGCAGACUUGAGACGGUCUACCCAUUUCCUGUCGUCAGCGAGGAGAAGGGCGGCGUCGAGGUCAUGGAUGGAAAGGACGAAGGCGUGUAUGCCUGGAUAACAACAAACUAUCUUUUGGGUAAGAUCGGAGGUCCAGACAAAAAUCCGACGGCGGCUGUGUUCGAUCUUGGCGGUGGAAGCACUCAGAUUGUGUUCCAGCCCACUUUUCCUGACGUGAAAGAUGGAGGCAUGCCAGAGAAGCUCGCGGAAGGAGAUCACAAGUACGAGCUUAGCUUCGGUGGUCGUGAUUUCACCCUGUAUCAACACUCGUAUCUGGGAUACGGUCUGAUGGCAGCACGUGAGAAUCUGCACAAGGUAGUCAUCGAAAGCAUGCAUGCGGAGAAAAAGGAAGACACUGCGUGGCUUUCAGAACCCGUUCUAAAUCCGUGCAUCACUCCGGGCAUGUCUCGCGAUGUGACGGUCGAGCUCGACGCAGAUCAUCCUCUAGGAAAGUCUGUCAAGGUUAAGAUGACUGGCCCCAAGACUGGCGCUCCUGCACAGUGCCGCGCCCUAGCUGAGAAGACGCUUAAAAAGGAUGCUGAAUGCAAGCUCCAGCCGUGUGCCUUUAAUGGCGUUCACCAACCAUCCCUAUCGCGUACUUUUGCUCGCGAAGAUAUCUAUCUGUUCUCCUAUUUCUACGACAGAACCAAGCCUCUCGGAAUGCCCGAAUCAUUCACUCUUUCCGAGCUCAAGGAUCUUGCACAUCGUGUGUGCUCUGGCGAGAGCCAUUGGGACGUUUUCCAUUCAGUACAGGGUGCCAUUGACGAGCUUAAAGGACGCCCGGAAAGUUGUCUGGAUUUGAAUUUCAUGUUUGCUCUGCUACAUACCGGCUACGAGAUGCCCCUCGAUCGCGAAGUGAAGAUUGCUAAGAAGAUCAAAGGGAAUGAGCUAGGUUGGUGUUUGGGCGCAAGUUUACCACUUUUGAGCCAGGAGUCGGGAUGGAAUUGUAGAAUCGAAAAGGUACAGUAGACGUGGCGUAUGUAUUAGUUCCUACGGGAUACUUGUUCGAAGUGAAUGGUUGAUCAUGUGCAUAUGCUGGCGUUCUUUCGGUCGAUUUUCAAGACACAUGAAUAUUUUGAAAGUCAUUGUCUUUCUCGUACGUCAUUCUCGCCCAGAAUAUUACAAUGUUCCGGCUGCGAUUAGGGCGUGCACAGUACGGCUGUCAGAGAGUUCUGCAAACAGGGGGUUAAUAGAUCAUACAGUCACAGACAGGUGUACAAAUGGCUAGAGUAACUACCAGAAUUACACAUAUCCUUGGUUUGCCCAGAAUUACGAAUUUCAAUUACAGC
Molecule: messenger RNA, 2255 nt
Organism: Verruconis gallopava
Lineage: Eukaryota; Fungi; Ascomycota; Dothideomycetes; Venturiales; Sympoventuriaceae
Exons: 2
Coding region: 151-1935 (594 amino acids)
Biological process (GO): protein N-linked glycosylation; nucleoside diphosphate catabolic process
Cellular component (GO): membrane; Golgi apparatus
Molecular function (GO): GDP phosphatase activity; UDP phosphatase activity
Source: RefSeq, a predicted model, not a curated record